AGUUCGAAUGGCAUGCGCGACGUGGCGCGCAUAGAUGAGGCGUGUGAAUAAAUUUGUUCUCGGUGCCGGUCAAAGUGUCAUUCUCCCGGCCACUAGCUUGACGGAAGGAAGAUGGAAGUGAGUGCGAAGGCGAUCACGGAACUUCGCGACAAGUUUUUCAAAAAGCUAGACGACGAGGGACCACCCGAUCCUAAGGGUUUUCAUCCUGCUGAUAUAGCCAGGAUAAAAAAUACUGAUGACUGGCUAAGACGAUUUUUAGAGGCUACUGACCUCAAUGAACAAGAGGCAUUUAAUAUGCUUUGGGAUACUUGUACUUGGAGAAAAAAAUUUGGAGCAAAUGAUAUUACCGAAGAUAAUGUGAAAAGAGAAUAUUUAGAAGAAGGAUCAUGCUAUGGCUAUGGUAAAGAUAAAGAUGGCAAGAAACUUCUUGUGAUUAAGUUAAAGUUGCAUGUUAAAGGAGUGAAAGAUUUUGCAGAACUUCAGAGAUGUAUAGUUUACUGGUUUGAGAGAUUAGAAAGAGAAGUAGAUCAGGUAUCGCUUUUCUUUGAUAUGGCAGAAGCUGGACUUUCCAACAUGGAUAUGGAGCUUAUUAAAUACCUCAUUAAUUUAUUCAAGUCUUAUUAUCCCAAUUUUUUAAAUUAUAUCAUAAUUUUUGAAAUGCCCUGGAUUUUAAAUACAGCUUUUAAAUUAAUAAAAUCAUGGUUACCUGCUAAAGCUAUUCCAAAAAUCAAACUUGUUAACAAAACAACAUUGAAAGAGUUUAUUGAUCCGAAUGAUGCGUUAAAAUCUUGGGGAGGUAGCAGUGAUUACGUAUUCAAAUUUGUGCCAGAAGUACGAACAAAUGGAGACAAUGGUGUAUUGAAUGGCAAACUGGAUAAUAAAAAGGUGCAUUUCGCAGAAAAUUCACCAAUUACAGAACAAAGCCCAUCUCCAAAUAUUGGAGAGCAAACUAACGAAGAACAGUUAUUAUCCAUAGAACCUAUGGAAGCAAUUACAUUUAAUAAGGAUGGAAAUGACAUUACAGGAACAAUUACUCUUAAAAAUAUUACAACUGAUAAGUCUUUAUCUUAUAAGAUAAAGACAACAUCCCCUGAAAAAUUUAGAGUAAGACCAAGUUCUGGAAUUUUACAACCAUCUGAGCAACGAAGUGUUGUGGUUGUAUUACAGCCUGGCUAUAAUAUACGUGGUCUUUUACAUAAUGAUAGAUUUUUAGUCAUGUGCCUUUCAUUAAAAAAUGCAAAUACUACACCACAGGAACUCGCUGCACUCUGGAAGUCUGAAAAAGCAUCAGAAAUGCAUAGACUACGAUGUUGUGAUGGUAACAGUGAAAACAAUGAAGUCCAAAAAUCUCAUUCUAUAUUAACUUCUACAGGAAAUGAUCGUAAUAUUGAUGCAUUUUUCUCUAAGAUAAAUCUUCUUGAAGAAAAUUGUAAAAAGUUGCGUGAUGAAAUUGUUACUGUAAGAUACAUGCUUUUAAUUUAUAUGGUAUUGACAAUCGUAAUAGGAAUGCUGUUGAUUUAUAUUCUGAAAAUGGAUAUUAAAAAUUUAGUGGAUCAACAAAACUGCCACAUUCAUCAUGGUAACUAAAAUACUCAUGGUUUAAAAUACUCAUUUACAACUUUGAUAUAUGAGAAAAAAAAUGUUAACAAAUGUUUCUAUUCUAAUU
This is a messenger RNA of Camponotus floridanus (Florida carpenter ant), 1666 nucleotides long. RefSeq names its product motile sperm domain-containing protein 2. The record is from RefSeq and is a predicted model, not a curated record. Lineage: Eukaryota; Metazoa; Arthropoda; Insecta; Hymenoptera; Formicidae. The coding region runs from base 112 to 1587 and encodes 491 amino acids. The transcript has 9 exons.